UUGGUAUUAUUUACUUCCGGGUCCUAUAGUUGUCGGUGUGCAGUGGUGGUCAUGUUUGUCGUAUUGUGAUAUAUUUUUGAGUGUAACCAGCCUAUAAACCUUAAAGAAAGUAGUUUCUUCCGCUGUGGGAUUGUAUCCGUGUCCAUAUCACCACCAUGGCUGAGGAUGUACAGAAGCACUCUGUGCACACUUUGGUCUUCAGAUCUCUCAAAAGGACGCAUGACAUGUUUGUGUCCGACCAUGCGAAAUCCAUCGUACAGGAUGAUGAAAGCCACAAGUUAAAGAUGGCUGUGAAACUGAAAGCGGAUUAUAGUGCAGUUUUACACAUGCCUGUCCUGAAGGAAGGGAAGGACAGAGUGUCUCAGCUUCCUGGCAGUAUGCUGGGCCAACAGAGCUACGCACAGCCAGGGGAUGACCCAGACUACCUAGUCACUGGGACACAUGCUUAUCCUUCUGGACCUGGAGUAGCCCUGACUGCUGACACAAAGAUGCACAGGAAUCCAAGCGAAGCAGGAGUCCACUCCAUGGCGCUCGCUCUGCCACCCUCACAAGCCAGGCAGGACGCAAGCCGCACUGCAUCCAGUGUCGGUGACAUCCAUCGACACGCAGGAGGAGCAGAGAGGUCUCACCCUCCGUCGACUGCUGUGUCGCUGUUGGAGGGAGGUGCCACCAGAAAUUCUGCGCUCGCAAGGAAAGCUCCGACCAUGCCCAAACCCCAGUGGCAUCCACCAUGGAAACUGUUUCGGGUCAUCAGUGGUCAUCUUGGCUGGGUGAGGUCCAUCGCUGUGGAGCCUGGGAACCAGUGGUUUGUCACAGGGUCUGCGGACAGAACCAUAAAGAUCUGGGACCUGGCCAGCGGGAAACUGAAACUCUCCCUGACUGGACACAUCAGUACAGUGCGUGGUGUGGCAGUUAGCAACCGUAGCCCCUACCUGUUCUCCUGUGGAGAAGACAAACAAGUCAAGUGUUGGGAUCUGGAGUACAACAAGGUCAUCAGGCACUACCACGGACACCUUAGCGCUGUGUAUGAUAUCGACCUUCAUCCAACUAUAGAUGUAUUGGUGACGUGCAGCAGAGAUGCCACGGCAAGGGUGUGGGACAUCAGGACAAAAGCUAAUGUGCACACUUUAACCGGCCACACCAACACUGUGGCCACAGUGAGAUGUCAGGCUGCAGAACCACAAGUCAUCACAGGCAGCCACGAUUCAACCAUCAGACUGUGGGAUUUGGUCGCUGGAAAAACCAGAGCAACUCUGACAAACCACAAGAAGUCUGUCCGAACACUGGCGCUGCACCCCAGACAAUACACUUUUGCCUCUGGUUCUGCUGAUAACAUCAAGCAGUGGAUGUUCCCAGAUGGCAACUUCAUCCAGAACCUGUCGGGCCACAACGCCAUCAUCAACACUCUGGCUGUGAACUCUGAUGGCGUGCUGGUGUCUGGAGCCGACAAUGGGACCAUCCACAUGUGGGACUGGAGGACAGGCUACAACUUCCAGAGGAUUCACGCAGCCGUGCAGCCUGGAUCUCUGGACAGCGAGUCGGGCAUCUUUGCUUGCAUGUUCGACAACUCAGAAAGCAGACUGAUCACCGCAGAGGCAGACAAGACCAUUAAAGUUUACAAAGAAGACGACACAGCUACGGAAGAAAGCCAUCCAGUCAACUGGAAACCAGAAAUCCUCAAGAGGAAAAGAUUCUAAUGAUUUUUUUUUUUUUUUUUUCUCCUUUUGUCACAGUAACGUUUAAUUUUAUUUCUACCGAACCCCCUGUUGUAGAUACAACCACCAAGUUUUGCUUGCUACUGCUUUUUCUUAAUAACUAAUGUCUUUCACUAAAGAGACCAAACUGUCC
This is a messenger RNA of Epinephelus moara (kelp grouper), 1848 nucleotides long. It is a transcript of the gene plrg1, whose product is annotated as pleiotropic regulator 1. Gene Ontology annotation, cellular component: precatalytic spliceosome; Prp19 complex; catalytic step 2 spliceosome. Gene Ontology annotation, molecular function: protein binding. NCBI's taxonomy places the organism in Eukaryota, Metazoa, Chordata, Actinopteri, Perciformes, Serranidae. The transcript has 15 exons. The record is from RefSeq and is a predicted model, not a curated record. Gene Ontology annotation, biological process: mRNA splicing, via spliceosome. The coding region runs from base 156 to 1697 and encodes 513 amino acids.